Molecule: messenger RNA, 3851 nt
Organism: Acanthaster planci (crown-of-thorns starfish)
Lineage: Eukaryota; Metazoa; Echinodermata; Asteroidea; Valvatida; Acanthasteridae
Gene: adck1
Product: aarF domain containing kinase 1
Biological process (GO): mitochondrion organization; lipid homeostasis
Cellular component (GO): mitochondrial inner membrane
Source: RefSeq, a predicted model, not a curated record
GGGGUAUCUCCAUGUGGCCUAAGCUUCCGCACGGCUUCUUGCAGGCUGGAAUCUUAAGCUUAUGAUUAAAACGCAGCUCUUGAUUGAACAGCGCCCUCUUGCGAUUACGCAACAUCUUCUCAUCCAAGUAUGUGAAGCAGACGACAGUUUUCAUACCGCUUUGUGAUGUAACUCACAGAAACUUUCACUGUAGGUUAACUGCUCGCAAGUCCUUCCUGCUAUGUGAAUAUGGUAAUCGCAUCUAUCCUGCACUCCUCUUUUCGUCACAGUGGAUAUGUUGUUCCCAUCUCAUUGGUCACCAUGGCAACGGUGGGUUCCUCUGGUAUAUGGCUGAACAAAAACAGCAGGACAGUCCAGUCAAGUUGGUCAUCGUUUGCUCCCGUCAGAUUUGGAAGGGCAUUCUUCAGUGCAGCAUUUGUGGCAUUGGAUUAUAAAUUCACAUUAUUUGGAGUGGACUCGGAAUCAGAGAGAUAUAAUGAACUCAAAUCAAAGGUAUGUGUUAUCAUUUUGUUGUGCAACUUAUCAGGUGCAUCUCAGAUCGGCCCAAAGACUCUACCGCCUUUGCUGCAAGAAUGGCGGCAUCUUCAUCAAAGCAGGGCAGCACAUUGGUGCGCUGGAUUACCUCCUCCCAAAGGAGUACGUAGAGACAAUGAAGGUGCUUCACAAUGAUGCCCCUUGCAGCAGGCUGGAAGAUAUCAAAAGUGUCAUUGAGGAAGACUUACAUUGCAAGGUUGAUGAUGUGCUCCUGGACUUUUCUGAUAAGCCAAUAGGCACAGCCUCCCUGGCUCAGGUGCACCAUGCUACACUUAAGGACGGCAGGUCGGUAGCGGUCAAAGUUCAACACCCUUACGUCAAGGCUUACUCUGAUGUGGACAUGAAAACCAUUGAUUUCCUUUUACAUGCUGCUGCACGACUCUUUCCUGACUUUGAGCUGCUGUGGCUGAGCGAGGAGAUGAAGAAGAAAUUGCCUGUUGAGUUGGACUUUGUACAAGAAGGUCAGAAUGCAGAGAAAGCUGCUCGUCUCCUGGGUCACUUCAAAUUCCUCAAGGUCCCUACAGUUUACUGGGAUCUGUCUACAACCAGGGUGCUGACAAUGGAGUACUGCCAAGGUGGACGAGUGGAUGAUGCCAAAUAUAUGAAGAAACAUGACAUUGAUGUCAACAAGGUGACCCAGGCUUUAGGUAAGAUGUACAGUGAAAUGAUCUUUGUCCAUGGUUUUGUGCAUUGUGACCCUCACCCUGGCAAUGUGUUGGUUCGGAAGACAUCCCAAAGUCAUCCUGAAAUUGUCCUGCUGGAUCAUGGACUCUACCAGAGCUUAACAGAUGAGUUUCGGAUGAAUUAUGCCAAUUUCUGGCAGUCCAUCAUAGCAGCUGACAUCGACGGUAUCAAGAAAUUCAGUGAGGCAUUAGGGGCAGGAGACAUGUAUGCCUUAUUUGCCUGCAUGCUGACAGCUAGGAGCUGGGAUGUAGUCACAACGGGUAUCGACAGAGUUGCUCCAUCUAAUGAAGAGGAUGAAGAAAUCCAGAGAAGCGUGGCUUUGUACAUCCCUCAGAUCUCUAGCAUCUUGAACCGCAUCCCACGGCAGAUGUUGCUUCUCCUCAAGACUAACGACCUGCUCCGAGGCAUCGAGUUCUCCCUCAGGAGUCGCAAGAGUGCCAGCUCCUUCAUCAACAUGUCCCGCUGCUGUGUGCGCGCCCUGGCUGAGCACGACCGCAGACAGUGUCCCGGUUGGGUGUGUCGUGCUCGGGUCACACUUCGCAAACAUGCUCGUCUUUUGGCCAUCAGUGUCUAUGAGAUAUACCUGUGGCUGAGUACGACCAAUGCCUAUGGCUGGCUGACAAGAAUAUUUAUGUCAAGAAUCAGUUUACUAUCAUUAUGAUGUGUGGUGAUUGUUAGGUUGGAUAUUACACCACUCUCUCAGUAAUGUUGUGCUUGUACAAUAUCAAGUGCAAUUUAGUGUUUUGUGAAUAAGUUCACCAAAUGUCAGUUAUAUGCGGUUGGCUUCUAGUGACUUUCCUAAUUGGUCAGUGGGUAUUUUAGAGGUGUUCUUGUUCCCAUGGUAAGCCUCAUGCUUUUUGUUCUCUUAACACCUCUUGUCACCUCACCUCCAUUAAGCUUGGGUUUAUGCACUGAAUGGUAGUCAUCCAAGACAACAUGCAUCUUCAUGAGCUGCAAAUUGCAUAAUGGACAAUGUAGCCAGGAUACCUCUUCUAAGGCGUGCUCGUGGAACACUUGACAAUCAAAGAGAAUAUAUUUAGAAGCAUUAUGUAUAGAGAGACUGCUGCUUAGAAUGAUUCACAGGACAGUUCACCAUAACAAGAGGUUGCCAAUUGAGGCCAUAUUUUGUCUGGCAUUAUUGGAAGAAGUCAACAUCACAUACCAAACAGUAUCCAUUUUGCACAAGGUUUUGGUUGUUUUUGUAUUUUAUGAGACAGGUGAAAUGUUAUAUAUGCAUGAUGACGGGCUUAUUUACAGGACCUCCAACUGCAUUUGUUUGUAUGUUAUUGCAUCGAAGAACAUUUGAUUCAUUUCAGGAUCUUUUACUCAAAAAUGCCUUGUACAGAAAAAUUGCUGCUGUCGAGAUUUUUAUUUGCUUUCUGGGGACGUGGUUAAUGUUGGUCGAAGGAUUCCUUAUUUGAGAAGGUCAACAAAGGUUAGUCUUGCCAUAGAGUACCCAAGAGUGAUGUCAUUUGAACCAGGAAGUGUAGUGUAAAAGAAUGGAGCACAUGUAUAUGCUCGUGUUGGUUCACUUGCUGGUCUGGUGCUAAUGCCUUUUACACAGAUUUCGUGCUUGACGCAUUCACUUCAGUACUUUAUUUUCAGAAAGUUAAAAAAAAACCAUUACGUGUAUAUUUAUUGUGACACUCUUUUGACUCCUUGGCUUGUUCAUCGACCAUGAACAAUUAAUCUUCAUUAAUGCAUGUUUAUGCCUUCAAUUCUACCUCUAUGGGCACACUCAAAAUUUAAGGUAACAAAGAAUGAUUUAUCGGAUGCCCGGAAGAAGGUCGUAAGGGUGAAAAAUGGGUCAAAAGAUCAAAAUUUUGGUUGUUUUUUUUGGGGGGGGGGAAUUGACAGAACAUUGAAAAUUUGAAAUAUCCUUCAUUUGGUAUGUCGCCUCAGUGCGCCAUGUUAUAUAAUAAAAUGAAAGACGGAAGAUUAUUUUUCAUUUUGUCGGAAUAAGGAUGUUAGCAUGUGUGACAAAGUGUGGAGGCACUCAGGGUCAGGAGGAGUUAACAUGCUGCUUUUACCGCACAUAUUAUUAGGCAUGAGGAGUUCCCAGCGCAAGGUUGUCAGCAUAAAAAGUAAAUUACUGUUAAAAUUUAAGGUUUUUAAUUUAUAAUGAGUCACAAUGCUAUUUUAAUUUUCAACCAAACUUCUUCAAUCUAAGAUUCAGACUUGUGUGAUUUUUGUAUUUACAAAUAGGAUCCCCAAAACGUUUAAACCGUUUAUCUCCAAAAUGCUUGUGUGCCUGAGCUGCUAACGUCCUUUUGCUUGGCAUACAACGAAUUCAUACCAAUGGGUUAGCUUGCACGCGUAUCCAUUCUUUGCUUGGAUUUCUCUGUUAUUUCACAGUGUUUGGCAAUUGAUUGAACUGUAUUUCAGGACCCAUUUUUUUUCAUGUACAUGAAACCACUGUACCUGUUACAUGAAUAAUAUCAGUCUUAUUGUAGUUGAUAAUGGCACGUUUUGCCGACAAUCGAUUGCUGAUUGGAUGUCUGCAGUAUAAUUGCGGGAUGUUUUUUUAUCCAUUAAAUUCCCAUUUCUUCCCAACAUUGGUAUAUUCAAGAAAUAAAAAUUAUAUUUCCAGACUUCUGACAAGCUGUUCCCGUUCGUUUAUUAAGGUUAAUUUA